AUCCGAGGGAGGGAUUUUAAUCAGCUUUUGGGAAAGGCAUAAAACUUAACACGACAAUAUGCGUCCAAGAAAGAUUUUGCAGCUGGGAGACAAAGGAAGUUCUUCUAACAACCUCAGAGCCUCAGGAAGACCCGAUAUGGGAAACUCACUACUUAUGUCUGGUUCUGACAAGACAAUCGCAACACUGCUGGUUGCACUCUUGAGUUGUGUGGAUUGUGUUCCCCUGGAGGGAGAUACCCUGUGUGGUGCAGAGGAACCAACGACCUACAGCAUUGUCUUCACGGGGAAAUGGAGCCAAACAGCUUUUCCAAAGCAGUACCCGCUGUACAGACCCCCAGCACAGUGGUCCUCACUCCUAGGUGUGGCCCACAACUCGGACUACGUCAUGUGGAAGGCCAGCGGCUAUGCCAGCAACGGCAUGCGUGAGUUGGUGGAGAGGGGGGAGCCCUGGAUGCUGAUGAAGGAAAUUGAAGCAGCUGGAGAGAAAAUGCAAAGCGUUUAUGGAAUCUUCUCUGCUUCUCCUGUGGUCACCGGAACAGGACAGACCUCAACUCUCUUUGAAGUUGACCCAGGUCAUCCCUUAGUAUCCCUUGCAGUACGAAUCGUGCCUAGCCCCGACUGGUUUGUGGGGAUUGAGAAUUUUAAUUUGUGCGACAAGAGCGGCUGGAAGAACCACGUCUCCAUAGACUUAUUUCCAUAUGAUGCCGGAACGGAUAGCGGCUUUACGUUUUCCUCCCCCAACUUCGCCACAAUCCCUCGUGAGACAAUCACGCAAAUCACCUGUUCGUCCCCAAGUCAUCCUGCCAACUCCUUUUAUUACCCCAAGCUUAAGACUCUGCCGCCGAUGGCCCGGGUGACCCUGUCAAAACUCAAAAGGAAGAAAUUGGGCUUCCUCUUCUCCCAACCAAACGUCACAACCACCCAUAACGAAGUGGAGGAUUCCGUCUCGGAAACACCCUUGGAUUGCGAGACCUCUCUGUGGUCUUCGUGGGGCCUUUGCCGUGGCACCUGUGGAAAUUUAGGAACAAAAAGACGGACUCGGUACAUACUACUUCAGCCUGCCAACCAUGGAGCCCCCUGUCCAGAUCUGAGCGAAGAAACACACUGUGAACCAGAUAAUUGUGUCUGAAAUAAUUUCUUUGGACAAUCGUUUACCUCAUGUAAUUUGAGGGAUAUUUAAGUAUCUCUGUGUUGGUAUUUUUUUAUAGCUCAAGAGCUGUCCAUCUAUCCAUCCAUCCAUCCAUCCAUCCAUCCAUCCAUCCAUCCA
Molecule: messenger RNA, 1267 nt
Organism: Ahaetulla prasina
Lineage: Eukaryota; Metazoa; Chordata; Lepidosauria; Squamata; Colubridae
Product: spondin-2-like
Exons: 7
Coding region: 59-1129 (356 amino acids)
Biological process (GO): cell adhesion
Cellular component (GO): extracellular matrix
Source: RefSeq, a predicted model, not a curated record